AUGCUACAAGAAGGCUUCCGACUUGGCUACCGACGGUGCUUUCGAUUAUUUAUUUUUAUCAACCAUUCAGCCCUUAAUAUACACCCCGGUGACCUAAAGGCCUUGUAUCGUCGAGCCUAUGCACACUAUAUGCUAGGUAAUUUUAAGGGCGCCCUUGAAGAUGCCCGAAAACUGAUCGGCCUCGAGCCCAAAAAUAAGGCUGCACAAUCCUUAUUAAGAAAUAUCGAGGCUGAGGCAUCAGCCAGGAUAGACCCUCAAAUCAAGCUCCCAGUGGAGACGAUUCUUGAGCAACUUUUUAAGAUCACAAACAGUUAUCGAUUGACUGCCCAAGUUCGUGAACGUGUUCUUGAGUGCCUAGUGAGAAUUGUGCCUUCGGAAAGAGGAAUUGGCUGGUCUCGCAAUUUUCUAAAAUUGGAAGGGUCUUUGGAGCGCCUUCUUGAGGUUGGGACUGCUGCAGGAGUUACAGCCCUUGAUGAUCGUCGUCCUGUAAAGUCAAGGACCCAAAAACUCUUAAGUGACAUAAACGAGGUUGAACAACUUCCUUUGGGUUUUCGUCUGGCCACAACAGCAAAUACCCGUACCACGUUGGCUUGUUUACUAGCUAAACUUUGGGACGAUUUAAUUCUCGACAAAGAACGUCAGCAGGUUAUAUCCACGAUCGGCGAUUUCUUGUUGUAG
Protopolystoma xenopodis is the source of this 678-nucleotide messenger RNA. NCBI's taxonomy places the organism in Eukaryota, Metazoa, Platyhelminthes, Monogenea, Polystomatidea, Polystomatidae. The record is from the annotation of a GenBank genome assembly.